Messenger RNA from Pezoporus flaviventris, 2963 nucleotides. It is a transcript of the gene OGFOD3, whose product is annotated as 2-oxoglutarate and iron dependent oxygenase domain containing 3. The coding region runs from base 94 to 1053 and encodes 319 amino acids. Gene Ontology annotation, molecular function: L-ascorbic acid binding; oxidoreductase activity, acting on paired donors, with incorporation or reduction of molecular oxygen; iron ion binding. The transcript has 9 exons. Gene Ontology annotation, cellular component: membrane. The record is from RefSeq and is a predicted model, not a curated record. NCBI's taxonomy places the organism in Eukaryota, Metazoa, Chordata, Aves, Psittaciformes, Psittacidae.
CCGCUUGUCUGAGACGCUGCUGCUCGGCGGCCGAUUGCUUUCCCCUGGCAGGCGGGGGAGUGCCGAGCGCAUCGCUCCGUGCCGACGGGCGCGAUGGCUCCGCAGCGGCGGGCGGCGCCGCGGGGUCCCGAGAGCGGCGGGACGGUGGCGGGGCAGGGCCGCGGGGGCCGCCGCAGCAGUGCCAAGAGGAGCCGAGGCCAGCAGGAGUCACGGUGGAGGUGGCUGAGGGCAUUGUUCCUCCUUGCCUCUGCCGCCAUCAGUGCCCUCCUGAGCUGGAGGUACCUGGGUGCUGAGGAUGGAGUCACUGAGGUGCUGGCCCAUCGCAGAGAGACCCUGCAGGACAAGUUCAUCGAGAUCCCCUGCUCCGAGGACUACGACAGCCACAAGAGAUUUGAAGGGUGCACACCUAGGAAGUGUGGAAGAGGUGUGACCGAUGCAGUGAUUACCAGGGAAGAAGCUGAAAGGAUCCGUAGAAUAGCAGAGAGGGGACUGUCCUUGGGAGGAUCUGAUGGAGGGGCCUCAAUUCUGGACUUGCACUCCGGAGCUCUUUCCCUGGGGAAGCAUUUUGUUAAUCUGUACAGGUACUUUGGAGACAAAAUUCAAGACAUCUUCACAGAAGAGGAUUUUGCAUUAUAUCGAGAUGUGAGACAGAGAAUUCAACAAAGGAUUGCUCAGGCGUUUGGUAUCAACUCUUCUUCCAUGUACCUGACUAAGCCAACUUUCUUCUCAAGAAUAAACAACACAGAAGCCAAGACAACACACGAUGAAUACUGGCACCCCCACGUUGACAAGGUAACUUACGGCUCUUUUGACUAUACUUCACUGCUCUAUCUCUCUGACUACAGUGAAGACUUUGGUGGUGGCCGAUUUGUCUUCAUGGAUGCAGGUUCCAACAAGACCGUAGAGCCCCAAGCAGGCCGGGUUUCCUUUUUCACCUCUGGAUCUGAGAACCUUCAUCGGGUGGAGAAGGUUCACUGGGGCACUCGCUAUGCCAUCACCAUCUCCUUCACUUGCGACCCAGACCAUGGCAUUGGGGAUCCAGUCUUGACGUAAUCCCUCUGGGGAUGGAACAUGAGGUCAAAUGGAAUGAGAGAAGCCCUGCAAGAGGAGAGGAAAAAGGGACAUUACAUCUCUUGUAACCUCACAUUCAAUUAGGUUUUCCCAGCUGCACUAGUAUAUUGUAAUACACUUUGUUUUCACAUGUCCGUUUUCAUAGCUAUGGCAAACUGUGCCUUAAAGAUCAUCUUAGAUAUGGUGCAUUCUGGAGAUGGUUUGUCUUCAUUUCCUAAAGGCAAAGGCUACAAAGAAGAGCUCCAGAGUGGGCUCUUUAACUUAUUUUUGAAUUCUCCAUUUUAAAGGGUAGAAAACAAUCUUCUGGACCAUGUCUUGACAUGACUCCCAUGCUGCUAUUUAAUCAUUUAGUCUCUUCAGUUACUAAGGUGACUGUAGGAAGCUUGAGCCAAGUUAAUAGAGCAAGAGGGGUGUUAUUCUUUUGAACGUACCUUCUGCUGAUGAAUGUGUUCUCCUUAGCGUGGGCAUUAGUGGGGGAUACACCUGUGCUCUGGCUACUGGGACUUACUUGAACUGUUUUAUUCCAUUACUACAAAUAUUAUUCUGCUGCAGACAGCGACUAAUUAAUACCAAGUCUGCAAUACAGUUCUCUGGUUGGCCAGGAAGCCUCUUCCUUUUGGAUUACAAAUGCUUUGUGCUAGGGAAUGUCACUGCGAUAGAUCCUUUUGAUCAGCAUUCCCAACGCAUUGCAAUUUUUUGGGGGUCUUAAUGAAAAUGAUCAGUCUCCUGGUUGGAAGCUUGGUGUUGGGAUUAUUAAAAGCUCUUUAAGGACCAGGUAACCCUGUACACGAAAUAACUGUUCAAAAGGAGAGCUGGGCAGAGGUAAUCAGAUUUGUGUGAGCAUUCCUCAUUACAGAAUUGCAGGUAGGGCAGCAGGGCCUGGAUGGGGCAGAGCUCAGAAAUGAACGUUUUUGUGGCUUGCCAUAAGCCUGUUCUGAUCUCAUUGGACUCAAUCCUGUAAACCCUGCCUUGCUGCUUGGAAGGCUGGAUAACAAAACCGUGUGAACCAGCAGGCUGUGGCAUGGUGGGGCCUGAGGGAAGCUGGUGUCCACCUACCCCUUAAAUUGAUAGAGGCUCAAGCUGGAGCUUGAUUGUAAACUAUUUUGAAUGCGUGUAUUCAUUGGGCCUAAGUGUAAUCUGAAGACCAAGCUGAAGGAAAUUCAGGUUUUAGUUGUUGACACAACUACAGCUGUUGUGUUGUGAAAUGCUGUGGUUUCUCUUGUCCAAAGCAAUGUUUUAUCCAUUUCCGAAAGUCUCUCAGUAGCUCUUUUUUGACCUUCUCUUUUUCAGUUUAGUACAAAGACUUUUUCUGUUAACUAGGACCAGUAGCCUGUGGUUUUCCUUGAAUAAUAAAUUACAAGGGCUUCGGGACGAGAGGAUGAUUGCAUUGGAGUACAGAUAAAGUAACAAAGAAAUGGGUAAUCUUGCGACCUACCUUGCUUUCCUAUUACAAGCUAAGAUCGUACAGCGCAGCACAUUGAUAAGUAAAUGGUAGGAAAACCUAACUUUGUCUCAGUGGAGUUCUGAAGCAGAGCUGUUGAUUGGUUUCAUUAAUAGUCUCUAUCAUUUCUGUGAAGCAACUUGAAAAUCUGUGCUUUGGGUAACUUUUUUUAUGCAUACAGUUUUUUCUUUUUUAAUCUACCUUUUCAUGAAAAUAGUAAAUCUGGGGGGGAUUACAUUGAAGAUCAAUAUAAGGAGGACUGAUGAUAGGACGCUUGGACUUGUUCUCCUGGGAGUGUUCUCAUUUGGUACACCAGCAAGAUUAGACUGCUGUAAUUUCAUUUCUUUGUUCUCAAACCUGAAAAUGGCUUCCUUGUCUGUGCUGACGAGGAAUAAUUGUUAAAAUAGCUGGAUGAUGGAAAUAAUAAAGUAUGUUGGGUUCCAUAUCUAAA